AUGGCCAAACGGUUCUCGAGUUUCGAGGAUCUCAUGGGCGCUGAGGAAGUGGCUCCAAACGUAUACAUAUCUAAACAUCCUCUACCUCGAGGACGCUCAAAAUCUUGGAAUGGAUAUCUUGGAAGCGUGGUAGGUCAAGCAGUAUUGGCGGCUGUUUCCAGUUCGGGGCCAGGAUUUAGUCCAAAUUCCGUCCACUCGCUGUUUUUGAAGCCCAUAUCGAUGGAGUCCGAGGUGACAUGGAAAGUGGUCGAAACGGCAACAGGAAAGACUUUCUGUCACAGAAAUGUCAAGGCUUACCAGCGGAACGACUUGGUUUACAUGGCGAAUGUUUCUCUCACCAGAAAAAAUUGUUACAGCUCGAUAGAUGCGGAGUACACGGCAUACGUGGAAAGACUUAGAGAAAGAAGACUUCUACAAAGCCAAAGAGACAGAGUCGAGCACGAGCAGGAUAUCGAUGACGAUAACGAAGAUGAAAAGGUCAUUUCGAAGCCAUUUUACUUUGAGACACCCUAUCCUGAUGUGUUGAAGAAGGUUAAUCUCGAGAAGUCAAACAUGAGUUCAGUAUUGAAGCACCAACUUUCUUCUAAGGACAUAUCAAUUGAGGUCAUUGAAGCAAAUGAACAGACAGACGAAGCAGAAUCUGUUUUGCCUCGUAUCAACUGUUUUGCCAGGUUGGGGCAAAAUUCCAAAAUCGAUAAUCACGCCUUUCAAUUUGUUGCACUCGCGGUGCUACUGGAUAUCAGUAUGUUCAGUAACCUCCAGAAAAACAAAUCAAUGUCAUCGUCUAAAUUUUUUGCCGGAAGUGUUAACUCGUCGUUAAAUCAAACAUUGUACAUCCAUGACACCAACUUUGAUUGCACCCAUUGGUUCGGAUACUCUGUCAAACAGGCGCGGAGUGUCAAUGACAGGAUAAUACUAGAAGCGGAAAUUUUUAACGACGAAGGUUUUCACGUUGCCACGGUCAUUCAGGAAGGACACAUUGGCGCCAAGAACCUGGACAGGACCAUGAAGCUUUAG
Molecule: messenger RNA, 1017 nt
Organism: Australozyma saopauloensis
Lineage: Eukaryota; Fungi; Ascomycota; Pichiomycetes; Serinales; Metschnikowiaceae
Product: acyl-CoA thioesterase
Exons: 1
Coding region: 1-1017 (338 amino acids)
Biological process (GO): acyl-CoA metabolic process; fatty acid catabolic process
Cellular component (GO): peroxisomal matrix
Molecular function (GO): fatty acyl-CoA hydrolase activity
Source: RefSeq, a predicted model, not a curated record